Messenger RNA from Penaeus chinensis, 581 nucleotides. RefSeq names its product protogenin-like. NCBI's taxonomy places the organism in Eukaryota, Metazoa, Arthropoda, Malacostraca, Decapoda, Penaeidae. The record is from RefSeq and is a predicted model, not a curated record.
GUUCGGCCGCGACGCUGGAUCUUGGCUUCGACGUUCCUCCGCCAAUCAAAACCGUGACUGUAGAAGGGUCACGCCUCCUCAUACCCUGCCAGCCAAUCAGAGGCGAGAAAGGCUUGCCCAACGUCACCUGGACCAAUGAGGAGAGCGUAGUGAAUGAGCCCCGCCGCCACGUCUUGCCCAAUGGGACGCUGCUUAUCACGGAGGUGAGAGGCAGCGACGCGGGGCAAUACAGGUGUGUGCUGCGGCAGGGGACCCGCGCCGUGCUCUCCGCCCCCGUGGGCCUCGUGCUCGCAGACACCGGGUCGUGGCAGAUGCUCCCCCGCAACACCAGCGUGAGGACGAACAGCGCCGUGAGACUGACCUGCCACCUGCCUUCCAUCCCCCCCGCCUCCCUCACGUGGCUGGUGGACGACGAGGCGCUCGGAGGGGGCAGUCCGAGGUUCUACCAGCCACUGCCCGGUGUUCUGCAGAUAGCAAGUGUUCAGGAAGAAGAUGCUGGAGUUUACAAGUGCCGCGCCGUCAACGCCAUGGUCGGGAAGAACCUCACGAGUCCGGGAGGUUACCUGAGCGUGCUCAACGAG